Molecule: messenger RNA, 1075 nt
Organism: Spirodela intermedia
Lineage: Eukaryota; Viridiplantae; Streptophyta; Magnoliopsida; Alismatales; Araceae
Source: the annotation of a GenBank genome assembly
AUGAGUAACGGCGGCAAACUGAUACCUCUCCUCCUCAAGACACCCGACGGCGCCGCCGUGGGGGACGCCAAGGAAGGUGGCAAAGGAGUAGGAGAACAACCCGAAACCGAGAAUCACACUGGUCUUGCUCGCCGUCGCCCCCACGGAGGUAGCAAUCCUCUCAACAUGACCAGCCGCCGCGGCACCGCCGGCGACGGUGGUGACGCCACCAGGAGAAACGCACUGGCCGGGAGAUUCUCCAUGGAGGAGGUGGCGGGGAUUGUCCAUGGGCACCCCAUCCCUUGCUUCUUCGCCCUCUGCGUUCUCUUCUUCAUGAUGGUGGAGUACACCCUCUUCAUGGUCCCCUCCAACUCUCCCCCCUUCGACGUGGGCUUCAUCCUCACCAAGCCCCUCCAGCGCUACCUCGCCGGCCGGCCCGCCCUCAACUCCGCCCUCGCCGCCCUCAACACGGUAACUCUCCGCCACCGCCGCCCUCCUCCGCCUCCACCUUCCCCGGCGGAGAAAUCUGACUAGAACUCUGAGCGCGCUGUGCAGGUGUUCGUCGUCAUGCAGGCGGCGUACAUUCUCUCCACGCUGCUGAUAGAGGGCCGGGGGAGAUCAACGAUCGCCGUCGUCUUCAUGUUCACCUGCCGGGGAAUCCUCGGCUACUCCACCCAGCUCCCCCUUCCCCAGGUAAUAAUAGUAAUAAUCUCAGCUGCUGGUCCUUCCUCCUCCUUCUUCCACCUGUUGAUGGGGUCGUUGGGUGGUGGUGCCCUAUUUCAAGCAGGAGUUUCUGGGCUCCGGCGUUGACUUCCCGGUGGGGAACGUCUCCUUCUUCCUCUUCUUCUCCGGCCACGUCGCGGGGUCGGUCAUCGCCUCACUGGACAUGAGAAGGACAGGCCGGCAGGCCAUGGCGGCGGCGUUCGACGCCCUCAACCUUCUGCAAGUACUCCGGCUGCUGGCAACGAGGGGUCACUACAGCAUCGACCUGGCUGCGGGGGUGGGCGCCGGCGUCCUCUUCGACGUGCUCGCCGGAAAAUACGAGAAGAGCCACCGCCGCCGCUACCACCUCGCCGCCGCCGCCGAGGCGGCUUGA